AUGAUCACUUUGGUUCUCUUUCUCUCAGGCUCAGCCAAAUCCAGUCCAACGACUGUCUUCUGCCGAUCAUGUAAUCAAGAAAUCCGACUUAUCUUUAUCCAUGUGGCGUUAGUGGUGGGAUGCUUACAAGGAACGACGUCUAGUUCAGUGCUAGUGGUAUAUAAGGAGCUUUACACUCCCUUCCGCUCCUUCGAAGUGUCCCAUGGCUUUUCCAAUCGUGCAAUUUUCAUUGGCGCAAUGAUCAACUGGUUCUUAUUUGGGGCGCUUUUUGUGCAAAUAUACAUAUACUAUACCGCAUUCCCCAAAGACCCGCGAUGGGCCAAGAUUGGUGUUGCGGCCGUGCUCUUCCUCGAACUCGUCGAGACGCUUUCAGACGUUCAUGACCUCGGGCGUACCUUUGGCUGGGGUUGGGGGGACAUGGAAUCCCUUGAUGUUGUUGGCUGGGCGUGGUUCUCGGUACCUGUUCUCUCCCCAAUCAUCGCCUCAAUCGGCCAAAGUUUCUUCAGUUACAGAAUCUAUCUCAUCGGCCAGACCAUCUGCAUCCCCAUCCUUAUUUGCUUGACAUCGUUACUUCAACUUGGUGCCGGGCUUUGGAGUGCUGUCAAUAUCUGUUUAGCGGGCCGCUUUUCUCUUCUCCAGUCGCGCAACGACAUGCUUGCAACAACCCUCUGGCUCGCGUCGACCUCGCUUUGCGACCUGAUCAUCGUAUUUGGGAUGGUAUACUAUCUCUCGAAAUCACGACAACGCGAAUUCGGUCGAAUGAACUCGACAAUUUCUCGAAUCAUCUAUCUCACUGUUGAAACCGGAGCUGUGUGCACAAUUGUUGUUCUUGUCGACCUCUACCUCGUCAUCGCCUUCAAGAGCACCAAUAUCCACCUCGCCUUGUGUAUGGAGCUAUCCAAAAUCUACUCCAACAGUAUAUUGCUCAUAUUUAACUCACGCGCGACUAUCAGCCACCAAGCCGCUCCCGACACUAAUCUCUCGAUCCACGUGUCGGGAAUGGAGGCCAGGUCUACAAACACUGCGACUCUCCAAUUCGCAUUGAGAACAAAUACGCGCUCUAGCACGACUAGUGACUUGGAUUUGAACUUGUCGGGAGGACUUGAUGGGGUCAAGGAAUCCAAAAGAAAUAGCUUGGUUGUCUAG
Messenger RNA from Mycena indigotica, 1146 nucleotides. RefSeq lists its product as uncharacterized. The coding region runs from base 1 to 1146 and encodes 381 amino acids. The transcript is spliced from 10 exons. The record is from RefSeq and is a predicted model, not a curated record. NCBI's taxonomy places the organism in Eukaryota, Fungi, Basidiomycota, Agaricomycetes, Agaricales, Mycenaceae.